Messenger RNA from Chlorocebus sabaeus (green monkey), 1794 nucleotides. RefSeq names its product translocase of inner mitochondrial membrane domain containing 1 (gene TIMMDC1). The record is from RefSeq and is a predicted model, not a curated record. Gene Ontology annotation, biological process: mitochondrial respiratory chain complex I assembly. Gene Ontology annotation, cellular component: mitochondrion. Lineage: Eukaryota; Metazoa; Chordata; Mammalia; Primates; Cercopithecidae.
CUUUUUGAGACGGAUUUUCGCUCUUGUUGACCAGGCUGGAGUGCAGUGGUGUGAUCUCGGCUCACUGCAACCUCCGCCUCUUGGGUUCAAGCGAUUGUCCUGCCUCAGCCUCCCAAGUAGCUAGGAUUACAGGCGCCCGCCACAAUGCCCAGCUAAUUCCUGGCAUUUUAAUUACGCUUAAUUACUUCAACCUAUGACCACCUCAAGCUGAAUGUAACUAGCCGCAGACGCUGUUUGCAUGACCCAGGAACCACUAAGACACGGAACGAACGCCUGCCGGGACCACGCUGAGCUUCAUUACCGGCAGCCAACUCACUUCCGGGGUGGACUCAGCACAGCAGUGGCCCGACCCGCCCUCCACCGGAAGUCUUUUGGGCUCCGGCUUUGCCAUCGCCCGGCCCCCUGGCAUUUGCCCCGGUUGAGCGGGACUUCCUGUGUCGUAUUUCCAAGGACUCCAAAGCGAGGCCCGGGACUGAAGGCGUUGGUGUCAGAGCCCUCCGGCAGAGGGUUAUCCUGGGCCAAAUCACCUCGUACAGUUACGCUCUCCCGCGGCACGUCCGGGAGGACUUGAAGUCCUGAAGGCUCAAUUUGUCCGUAGGUCGAGAGAAGGCCAUGGAGGUGCCGCCACCGGCAGCGCGGAGCUUUCUCUGUAGAGCCUUGUGUCCGUUUCCCCGAGUCUUUGCUGCCGAAGGUGCGACUGCCGAUUCGGAAUCCCUUGCGGAGCGUCAGAAGCGGCCUCUCUACGUCCCAGAGCCCUAUUACCCGGAAUCUGGAUGGGACCGCCUCCAGGAGCUGUUUGCCAAAGAUGAACAGCAGAGAAUUUCAAAGGAACUUGCUGAUAUCUGUAAGAUGACAGCUACAGCAGGCAUCCUUGGCUGGGUGUAUGGGGGUAUACCAGCUUUCAUUCAUGCUAAACGACAAUACAUUGAGCAGAGCCAGGCAGAAAUUUACCAUAACCGGUUUGAUGCUGUGCAAUCUGCACAUCGUGCUGCUACACGAGGCUUCAUUCGUUAUGGCUGGCGCUGGAGUUGGAGAACUGCAGCAUUUGUGACUAUAUUCAACACAGUGAGCACUAGUCUGAAUAUAUACCGAAAUAAAGAUGCCCUAAGCCAUUUUGUAAUUGCAGGAGCUGUCACGGGAAGUCUUUUUAGAAUAAACUUAGGCCUGCGUGGCCUGGUGGCUGGUGGUAUAAUUGGAGCCUUGCUGGGUACUCCUGUAGGAGGCCUGCUGAUGGCAUUUCAGAAGUACUCUGGUGAGACUAUUCAGGAGAGAAAACAGAAGAAUCGAAAGGCACUCCAUGAGCUAAAACUGAAAGAGUGGAAAGCCAGACUACAACUUACUGAGGACCUCACUGAGAAAAUUGAAAGUAGUUUACAGAAAAAUGAACCUGAGAGUGAUGCUAAGAAAAUUGAAGCACUGCUAAACCUUCCUAGAAACCCUUCAGUAAUAGAUAAACAAGACAAAGACUGAAAGUGCUCUGAACUUGAAACUCACUGGAGAGUUGAAGGGAGCUAUGCUGCCAUGUCCGUUGAAUGCCAACAGACAGGCCACUCUGUGGUCAGCCUGCUGACAAAUGUAAGUGCUGGUACCUGUGGUGGCAGUGGCUUGCUCUUGUCCUUUUCUUUUUAAGAAUGGAGCUGUUGUACUCUGUCUUUACUUUUCCUUAAAUUUAAAUACAUAUUUAUGUUUGUAUUAAUCUAUCAAGAUAUACAUACAUGACUAUAUCCACCCACCUAGAUUUUAAGCAGUAAAUAAAACAUUUCCCAAAAGAUUAAAGUUGAAUUUUACAGUUCA